This is a messenger RNA of Brienomyrus brachyistius, 4002 nucleotides long. It is a transcript of the gene slc44a5a, whose product is annotated as solute carrier family 44 member 5a. Gene Ontology annotation, biological process: transmembrane transport. Gene Ontology annotation, molecular function: transmembrane transporter activity. Gene Ontology annotation, cellular component: membrane. The record is from RefSeq and is a predicted model, not a curated record. NCBI's taxonomy places the organism in Eukaryota, Metazoa, Chordata, Actinopteri, Osteoglossiformes, Mormyridae. Bases 188 to 2329 code for a protein of 713 amino acids. The transcript has 22 exons.
GUAUGAGCUCCCACACACCGCACUAAAUGACGCUUGGCUCUGCUGUAAACAGCACUGACGUUACACUGCGUGGUUUAGACAGUUAAAAGAGAGAGGUCAUUAUAAAGAGAAGACUCUGCUCCCGCUUUUAUCCUCACAUGCCAUCAUAACAACGAAGGCGCAUCACGGUCAUUCUGUCCACGGUGCAAUGGCACGGAAAACUGAAAUCCCUUCCUCUUACUAUGGUGAGCCGCGGAAGUUUGACCCAACUUUCCGAGGGCCCGUCCACAACAGGAGCUGCACCGACGUGCUAUGCUGCGUGAUUUUUGUCAUCGUCAUCCUGGGGUACAUCGCUCUGGGGACCGUUGCCUGGAUCCAUGGGGACCCGAGGAAGGUUGUGUUCCCCACAGACAGCUACGGCCAGUUCUGCGGACAAAAGGGCACCAGCAAUGCAAAGAAAGCCAUACUGUUUUAUUUCAACAUCCUCAAAUGCGCCAGUCCGGCUGUCCUGAUGAACCUGCAGUGCCCAACGACUCAGCUCUGCGUGCCCAGAUGCCCAGACAGGUUUGCCACGUACUCGGAGAUGCAGUACCACUACCGGUCUAACAGGAGCCUCUGGGAGUAUUACAGACAGUUCUGCAAGCCUGGCUUUGACAACCCACACAAGGCAGUCGCUCAGGUCCUGAGAGACGAGGACUGUCCCUCCAUGAUAGUGCCAAGCCGGCCCUUCCUCCAACGCUGUUUCCCCGACUUCAUCACCCGGAACGGCACACUCACCGUGGCCAACCGCACCUCCUUCAGGGAUGUUCUGGGGAAGAAGAGGAACGUCACUGAGCUCAGGGACGCCGCCAAUGGCAUCACUGGCCUUCUGCAUGCCAAGGAAGUCGGCAUGAAGAUCUUUGAGGACUUCGCCAACUCCUGGUACUGGAUUGUGAUCGGCUUGGUGCUGGCCAUGCUGGUCAGCCUGACCUUCAUCCUUCUCCUGAGGUUCACUGCUGGCUUCCUCUUCUGGUUCACCAUCUUUGGGGUCAUCGCUGUGGUGGGAUAUGGUAUCUGGCACUGUUACUGGGAGUUCAUCACGCUGAGGGUGAAGCCGAACAGUGACGUCUCGGACAUCGGCUUCCAGACCGAGCUGCAUAUCUACCUGCAGCUCAGCCAGACCUGGCUGCUCUUCAUGAUCUCGCUGUCCGCCAUCGAGGCCGUCAUCAUCCUGGUACUGGUGUUCCUGAGGAACAGGGUGCGAAUCGCAAUCGCACUGCUCAAGGAGGGCAGCAAGGCCAUCGGCUGCAUCAAGUCUAGCAUCUUCUACCCCGUAGUCACCUUCCUGCUCCUGGCCGUCUGCACCUCCUACUGGGCUGUGACAGCAGUCUUCUUAGCCUCCUCGGGAGAUGCCAUCUACAAAGUGAUGCCCUCACAGCCCAACUGCAUGUACGCCAACAUGACCUGUAACCCCGAGACCUUCAACAAGACCAACGUGAGCAGGGUGUGUGCAGGCGCCCAGUGCACCUUCGCUUUCUACGGCGGCGAGGGCCUCUACCAUCGCUACAUCUUCGUGCUGCAGCUCUGCAAUCUGCUCGUCUUCCUGUGGCUGAUCAACUUCAGCAUUGCACUGGGCCAGUGCACACUGGCCGGGGCCUUCGCCUCCUACUACUGGGCUCUGAAGAAGCCGACGGAUAUCCCCCCCUGUCCGCUGUUCACCGCGUUCAGCAGAGCUGUACGGUACCACACGGGAUCCCUGGCCUUCGGCUCCCUAAUCCUCGCCGUGGUGCAGCUCAUCCGAAUCGUCCUCGAGUACCUGGACCACAACCUGAAAGGUGCUCAGAAUAUGUUCUCCCGCUUUCUGCUCCGCUGCCUCAAGUGCUGCUUCUGGUGCCUGGAGCGCGUCAUCAAGUUCAUGAACCGAAACGCCUACAUCAUGAUUGCUAUAUACGGGAAGAACUUCUGCACAUCAGCCACAGAGGCCUUCUUCCUGCUGAUGAGGAACGUGGUGAGGGUGGCCGUGCUGGAUAAGGUGACAGACUUCCUGCUCUUCCUGGGGAAGGUGCUCAUCGCUGGCAGCGUGGGCGUCCUGGCUUUCUUCUUCUUCACACACAAAAUCCCCAUCAUCCAGGGGGAGGUGCCACCACUCAAUUACUACUGGGUGCCACUGCUGACUGUGAUCCUGGGCUCGUACCUCAUCGCUCACGGCUUCUUCAGCGUCUAUGGCAUGUGUGUGGACACACUCUUCCUCUGCUUCUGUGAGGAUCUGGAGAGGAACGACGGAACGCCCGCCAAGCCCUUCCUCAUGUCCCCGAGCCUGCACAGGAUUCUGGGAAAAAGCGAGCAGAGUCCUAAGGCGGCCCGGGGAUGAGCACCCCCCAGCAGUGGGGACAGACUGCUCCCGGUAGCUUUGUCACCCUAGCAUGCUUUAACAGGCCCUGGCUGGGCUCCCUGUGCUCUCCCAGGGGCCAGACAUGCAGCGAGCAGGCGAGGUCCACCGAGCUCGCCGGCAGGAAGCAGAGUGCUCCUCUCACUCUUUACCGUCUAAGGAGCAGACCACUUGGCUUUCCUUCGACACCGCAUCUCCUCCUGCUCACUGCUGCUUCCCCUCCCUAUCAAACGGGUUGUCAUUGGUGUGAUGGACGGUCGGCGUCCGCCUGUCCCUUGGUGCCCGUCCUGCGGAGCCUGACACUAUCGGGGCCAGUAUGAGGCACGAAGCUCAGCCUGUUUGCGUCUGACUGCCAGCCCCAGCAAACAUUUUUACUCUACAGGGCAGAAAUGAUGACUCAUAGGUUUGAGGAUGAUCAGUUCAGACGUGACCGCGAUGAACACCCCCCAGUGGUGACAGUGUGCAGUCACCAACCCAUGUUUACCAGAAUGCCAUGUCUUCUGGCUGUCAGUAUUGUUUUUUUUUAAGCAUUUAAUACAAGGGCUGAUUACAGUAAAGUGCCCCCUCCCCCCUCAAACAGGGUUCCUCACAGACUGACACCAGCUCCACGCUUCUCUCCCCCGGCCAGUUGGUGUCACGAGCCACACGCCAAAACAAACCCGUCGGCCAACGAGGGCAGCAUGUUACCCCCCCCCCCCACUGCACCCCGCUCAGCCACUGGCUUCCUACACCACCACUGCAUAGCACUCCGGCCCCCAGGAGGACAGACACCUGGCCAGGAAACCUGCAGCUGUCGAUGUGCCUAGUCCAGCAGACCGUGAUGAACAACCUUUUAGAAGAGUUUAAGAGGAUGCAAAAGCCAUUCUUUGGAUUUUUUUUUUUUUUUUUUUUUUUUUAAACAGGGCUGUAGUCAAGUGCUACCUUUUUUACAAUUCUAAUAUACUUGUUUUUGUAAUUUGGGGAGGGGUAUUUAAUGUCUUUGUAAUGGAAGUUUUUGUAAACCAGUCAAUGAAAACAUUUUCUAAAUAAAACUAUGAAAUUCAAGUCACAGCUUAACUGCUCAUAUCUGGUUUUUCCCUCCAUGAGUGAUACUGGGAGGGGUGAACUCGCCAAAUUUGAGAACCCCCCCUCAGCAUCAUCUGAAACGUGGCCAGCAAGCACGAGCUGUAGUACCCUACACCUGCCUCCAGAGGGAGCCUUUGCAUCUAGCAGUUGACAUCUUGGGUCAGCAGUCACCCCCUGCUACAUGUUCCGCCUGCGGGAGCCGAUGGCCUGAGGGGGGCCCUUGGGACAGAAUGGCAGAGUCCUCUGCAGCGCUGCAGGGACACUUGGAGGCACCGGAGGAAGUUGAGCAGAACAGCUAUAGGGCCAUGAGGCUCUGAACAUGCAGGAUCAAAAUGCACGUCUGCGCCAUUCUGAAGGGAAGCGCACAGCCAUGCAAUUCUACAACUUUCCUAAUUGGAGAAAGGCGGCAAAAUCCAGUAACUGCAACUACUAUGGGUCUUGGGCAGCUUCACAUUUAAAUCAUGAUCUCCUCAUCUUGGACAUGCUGGGAACAGCAAAUCCGCCCCCACGGGGCACUCAGCCUUGACAAACCAACCCCCCCCCAUAUUCAAAGCCAGAGAGACAAGACCAGGAGGUCCACUUCUGCAACC